Molecule: messenger RNA, 1433 nt
Organism: Brienomyrus brachyistius
Lineage: Eukaryota; Metazoa; Chordata; Actinopteri; Osteoglossiformes; Mormyridae
Product: testis-expressed protein 26-like
Exons: 7
Coding region: 373-1269 (298 amino acids)
Cellular component (GO): cytoplasm
Source: RefSeq, a predicted model, not a curated record
CCCCCCCGCCGCAAGUACAACAAAUAGGACGACUUAACAGUGGAGCUCCUGGCAACUGUUGCGUUUUUGCCGUCAACAACGGGCUGCCUUCUUUCUCUCUUCGGAUGUUUUCCUCAUAGCAAACUCAGACAACAAAAGAAGAUCCCACCUCACAUGCAUCGUGCAACACAGGUCGUACCACAAGACGGUAUCAUUAAUAUGGCUUUAUUACUAUUUGAACUCUUGUCACUUUUUUCUCCAGCAUAAACGAAUUCAAGUCUAAACUGGAAGAACAGAUUAGAAACAAUCUGAUAUCUUAAACGUUUCCACCCGUAAAACUUAGUAACAAAAUAUUGGAGGCCUUUGAAAGUCUGGCAGAUUGAGACAUUUCAGAUGCUUAUGGCUGCUUUUGACAAUGAGGAAACCUGGGACCCUUAUGAAACGACUCAGAGACGCGAGUUUGUCUACAGACCCAAUACACCAAUAAUUGCUUCACGGCCCAUGACAUCAACGAUUCAUAGAGGCUCACACUGGGCAACUGCCCUCACUGGUUCUACUGCAUACAGUGAAGACUUCUGCUGGAAAUCAGCAUCUAAGCCUAUCUGUAAACUCCCUGGAACUGCUUCUGGUAACAGAAGAAACAACCCACAUCCCAAUAAAGAUUUCAUGGUUUGGAGACUGCCAAGGGGAUUUCAGCAGAGCUCAGCGGAUGGCAGGUCUCCGUGGAGGAAUCCGCUAUCUGAACAGGAAAUCAGAAAUGCCUUAUCUGCCCAAUAUCGUUCCACUUACAAGGUGGACUAUUUGGGUAUACAUCCAGGGUUUCAGAUGAAAUAUGCAGUUUCAGGUUCUAAUAGCCAGGGACAAGACGUUCCUUACUGUCUUCAGACGGAAAUGAGGGACAGUUACCGGCAACCACAAAAGAUGCCUGAGCUUAAAAACAACACUUCCCGCUAUGGGUGUAACCCACUUCACAAUGUGUGCUCAAAAGGCAUAGUACCUACUGUGAUUCCGGCUAAUAUUCGCAAUCAAGAGAACAGUAAACAACUCACCACCUACGACGUGCACUUUGGGGGGAAAACAGAGGACAUUUAUGCCGUACUGAGCUCUCUUGAGCCCAAGGAGCUGCAGAAAUUCUCUAAUAAUUUGCCAGAGAAAGACAGGAAGGUCUUGCAGGCCAUUCUGCAAAGGGAUGCCUCUGACCGUCCAGUGAAAAUGGCGAAGACACCUCUCACGAUUUCUCAGGGCCCAUGCAGGCUUGAUAGGUUAUCCAGGUGGACUGGACCUCAGUAAACAGGAUCUGUUCAGGGAACCAAAGUCCAGUUGAUGUUGUAGCACAAUCCAAAAUGAUUUUUUAAAAUGUAUCAGAUAUACCUGCUUGUGCAUGUUUGUGUGUUUAAACCUGGCAUUUUUGAAACACUGCUAUAACAUACUGAAAAAUAAAUCCUGCCCCUCCA